This is a messenger RNA of Morone saxatilis (striped sea-bass), 5475 nucleotides long. RefSeq names its product formin homology 2 domain containing 3b (gene fhod3b). Gene Ontology annotation, biological process: cortical actin cytoskeleton organization; cardiac myofibril assembly; sarcomere organization. Gene Ontology annotation, molecular function: actin filament binding. The record is from RefSeq and is a predicted model, not a curated record. Lineage: Eukaryota; Metazoa; Chordata; Actinopteri; Moronidae. Bases 417 to 5417 code for a protein of 1666 amino acids. Gene Ontology annotation, cellular component: cytoplasm; cytoskeleton. The transcript has 29 exons.
UCCCCUGGCAGGGUUUAUGCUUGAGGAGGGGAGCCGCUUCCCAUCGCUCUCACAGACCAGGCGCCAAGUGUAGCAGUCCCGUCCGCAGUCUGCCUCAGCAGCACCUCCAACGCCCGCAAUGCCCUUGGAUACCGCCGCCCCUCUCAUUCCCACACCGUUCUGACUGACCGUAUCUCUCAACGAGGUACCCUGGAUCUUUACUUCUGGACUGUUGGGUACACUGUCCUGAGUCCUCUGCGCUGCUUGAAGCGAAUGGAGACGGUCCAAGGAUAACAGAGGGUGCAGGUUUUUGCUACUGCAGAAGACCUGCCGGUAGUUCGCUGCCCGGGGGGGCUGCUGUCUGUCAGAGAGGCUGUGGUGUCGCAUCCGCUAUUUUCAUUAUCUAAAAAAAAAAAGUCGCCUUGCAUGGAUACAUCAUGGCUACGUUUAUAUGCAGGGUACAGUUCUUAGAUGAUACUGAUCCAUUUAACAGCACCAAUUUCCCCGAGCCCACCAGACCACCUCUGUACACUUUCAGGGAAGAUAUUCCUCUGAUAAAUCAGAUUGCUGGAGUCCACAGGCUGCUGAAAGCCCCACAGAAGCCUGAUGACUGUGCCCUUCAGCUGUCCCAUAAUGGAAGCUACCUGGACUUGGAGUCCACACUGGCGGAGCAGAGAGAUGAACUGGAGGGAUUUCAGGAAGAAGGAGGGAGAGGCAAGAAACACAGCAUUAUUCUUCGAACACAGCUCUCCGUCAGAGUUCAUGCUUGCAUCGAAAAACUCUACAACUCAACUGGACGAGAGCUACGGAGAGCCCUCUUUUCCCUCAAGCAGAUUUUUCAGGAUGAUAAGGACCUGGUGCACGAGUUUGUGGUGGCAGAAGGACUCACGUGUUUGAUAAAAGUCGGAGCUGAAGCUGACCAGAACUACCAGAAUUACAUCCUCAGGGCUCUGGGUCAGAUAAUGCUGUACGUGGAUGGGAUGAACGGCCUCAUAUCUCACAAUGAAACGGUCCAGUGGCUUUACACCCUGGUUGGAUCCAAGUUCCGUCUGGUGGUGAAGACAGCCCUAAAACUGCUGCUGGUGUUUGUGGAGUACACCGAGUCUAACGCCGCCCUACUCAUAAAGGCUGUGAAUGUGGUUGAUGCCAAAAGAGGCACAAAACUGUGGUCAAACGUCAUGGAGAUCCUGGAUGAGAAGGAUGGAGUGGAUACAGAGCUGCUGGUGUAUGCGAUGACACUCAUCAAUAAGACUCUGGCAAGCCUCCCAGACCAGGACUCAUACUACGACAUGGUGGACUGUCUGGAGGAGCAGGGCAUCGAAACCAUGGCCCAGAGACAUCUGAGCAGGAAAGGCACUGACCUCGACCUCGUAGAACAGUUCAACAUAUAUGAGAUGACUCUCCGCCACGAGGACGGAGACGAUGAGACCCAGCUGCCCCCCAGCGUCCGCAAGGACCGCAGACGGGCCAGUGUCGGCGGCACCAACGAGAAGCGUGGCCUGGAGAGAAGACGCAGCCGGAGACAUUCGCUCCAGAAUAGCAGAGGCCACGCUUCUGCACCAGCAUCCCCGAGCAGCUCUCACACUCAUGCGAGCAGCUUCCUGCCCUUCGGUGGCCAACGCGUUGAAGACAUCAGUGAAAGAGAAGAGGAAGAGGAAGAAGAGGAGGAAGAGGAGGAGGAAGGAGAGGAGGAGGAGGAUGAGGAGGAUGAGGAGGACGAGGCAGAUGAUGAAAGUCAUCCAGUCACUGAGUCCUCUAGACAGGGUGCUCACAGUGUGGCUCCAGCUGUAGCAGACACUCCUAACAUGUGUCUGAACUUAAACUGUAUGGCCAACAUCCUCCCUAAAGCCAGUGACCCUGAAGGGCAGAGAAAAUAUCUCAGCGCCAGGACCAGGACGUCUUCUCCUGUGUCCGUCGCACCUAGAAAGAGGACCCUUAGUCCUUGUCUGACAGAUAUAAACAACUCUCCUACAUCUUACACAGCUAGAAAGCCCUGCUGGGCUGAAAGAAUCAGUGCCAAUGGCACUCCAUACCCUGGCAGGCACCAGGCUCCUACAUCACCCAUCCAUCGCUUCACUAGUUCAGCAACCUCCACACCAGACUCCAAACCAGUUGACAGACCUGCUUUAGGGGGCUUGCUGUCUUCAUCGUACAGGCAGCAUCAGGAGUCUCUGGCUGCAGAGAGAGAGAGGAGGCGCUUGGAAAGAGAAGAGCGUCUGCAGAGAAUCGAAAGAGAAGAGAGGAACCGCUUCAGUCGAGAUUAUGUAGACAAGAGGGAAGAAGCACGACAGGCCAGGGAGGAAAGGUACAAAGCUGUGGAGAGGCUAGCUGCUGAGGAGUUUGAACGAGAGCGCCCCAGAGCGCCAACAAGAGGACGGACAGAAAUCACUUUGUGUUUGAGUCCCAAUCCUGCCAGCCGCUCAGUGUCCCGCUGUACCACACCUUCAUCCAUCUCACAGGAGGACACCGUCACUGCACACCAGACGUCAGGAACAGAACAAAUCUCAGAGCCAAACCUUGACCCACAGACCAGGACCAAAAGUCCAGCGCCAGAGUUAACAGUAUCAGAACCUUCCCCCACGCCUCCCCCAGAGCCAGACGAGCAGCAGACUGAGACAGAGUCGCCUGCAGAGACAGAGGACGUUGCUGAGAGUCAGUCUGACCAGAAUGUGUUGGCAGAGCCGGCAUCCGAUGAACAAUCCGGCAUGGAGAGUGAAACGAGGCAAGAGGAGGAGAAGCCUGAGGAACAGAAACAGUGCGUGGAUGAAGUAGUGGUAGAAGAGCAGGUAGAAGAAGUGGAGGUAGCAGAUGUAGCAGGUGUGAGAGAGCCAGAUGUCGAGGCGGAGGCGGAGGUGGAGGCGAAUGUCGAGUUUGAGUUUGAGAAGGAGCAGACGACGGAAAGGGAUGUAGAAGAUACUGUACUGCUGAGCGAGAAGGAGAGACAGAACGAGGAAGUGAAUGAAAAGGACAACUGCUCUGCAUCCAGCAUCUCCUCUACCAGUAGCACUCUGGAGAGGGAGGAGAGGGAGGAGAAACUCACCAAUGACAUUGAAGCAGGCCAGUGGACACAGUGCAUUAAAGACGCAGAUGUGAAUGACCAGUGCAACAAAAUACUCAACAGCAAGCGCUUUAUGCUGGACAUGCUCUAUGCUCAGAAGACAACUAGCAGCGAUGAAGGGAAUGUAGCAGAAACGGAGAAAGAAACAUGUAAAUGCGAGAAGGAGACGGAGGUCAGUGACUCCUCUGUGGCUAGCUUGGCCAGCAGGAUCUCCACACUGGAGGCUCACAGACAGGCCAGAGAAGAAAAUGUGAAAAAAAUGGAGGUGGGACAUCUGGACAACCAGGGCAGUGUCCGAGCAGUGGCGGAGAAGUUUGGAGAUUUGGUCAAAGGUCUGACAUCUCCUCCUGAGGUGGAGGCCUCAAAAGAACAGCAGCAGACUGACAAAGCAUCACCGGCUGCCUCACCGACCUUACCCCCUAAGAAAGAGUCGGACUACAUCUGGGACCAGCUGAUGGCCACACCCAGGGAGCUGCGGAUCAAAGAAAUGGACUUCACGGACCUGAAGGAUGAAGAUGACGUGGACAUUUUAGAUAUGGACAGUGUGAUGGGGUCAGGGGACCUGAUACCACCACCUCCCCCUCCGCCAUGCAGUGCUACCCUGCCACCACCUCCGCCCCUGUUCGGCUGUCCCCCUCCUCCUCCCAUGCUUGGUAAAAUGAUGCCCCCACCCCCGCCAUUCAUGGCCCCUAUCCCUCCGCCCUCCCCUCAGCUGUGUCGAGGGGAGAUGCCUCUCUUCCAAAAGAAGAAGAAGACCAUCCGCCUCUUCUGGAACGAGGUGCGUCCCAUGGACUGGCAGUGUAAGAAUCAUAAAUUCUGUAAGGAGUCCCUCUGGUCCAAACUGGAGCCAAUUAAACUGGACACAUCCAAGAUGGAGCAGCUGUUUGAGUCCAAAUCCAAGGAGCUGCCUGUCACAAAGAAGGCAGCUGUUGAUGGCAAACGACAAGAAAUAAUAGUCCUGGAUUCAAAACGCAGCAACGCUAUAAACAUCGGCUUGACUGUCUUACCUCCUCCCCGCACCAUCAAGACCGCUAUCCUCAACUUCGAUGAGUACGCACUGAACAAAGAAGGCAUUGAGAAAAUCCUGACCAUGAUCCCCACGGAGGAGGAGAAGCAGAGGAUCCAGGAGGCUCAGCUGGUCAACCCUGAUAUUCCUCUGGGCAGUGCUGAACAAUUCCUUCUCACCCUCUCCUCCAUCACAGAGCUGUCUGCUCGCCUGCAGCUGUGGGCAUUCAAGAUGGACUAUGAGCUUAUUGAGAAGGAAGUGGCAGAGCCUCUGCAGGACCUGAAGGAGGGGAUGGACCAGUUAGAGAAAAAUAAGACACUCCGCUACAUCCUGACCACGUUGCUAGCCAUAGGCAACUUCCUCAACAGCACUAAUGCUAAAGGCUUUGAGCUGAGUUACUUGGAGAAAGUCCCGGAGGUAAAGGACACAGUUCACAAGCAGUCCCUACUGCACCACGCCUGCUCCAUCGUGGUCGAGAAGUUUCCAGACAGCACUGACCUCUACUCUGAGAUAGGAGCUAUCACCCGCCUGACCAAGGUGGACUUUGACCAGCUUCAAGACAAUCUGGCCCAGAUGGAGCGAAGGUGCAAAGCAUCAUGGGAUCACCUCAAGGUCAUUGCAAAACAUGAGAUGAAGCCAGCAUUGAAACAGAAAAUGUCAGACUUCCUUAAGGAGUGUGCAGAGAGAAUCAUCAUUUUGAAGAUUGUACAUCGAAGAAUAAUCAAUAGGUUUCACGCCUUUCUGCUGUUCCUGGGCCAUCCGAUAUAUGCAGUCCGUGAGGUCAGCAUUCAUCGCUUUAGCAAGAUCCUGAGUGAAUUUGCCCUGGAGUAUCGCACAACAAGAGAGCGCGUGCUACAGCAGAAACAGAAGAGGGCUAACCACCGAGAGAGGAACAAGACCAGGGGAAAAAUGAUAACAGAUAGUGAGGACGAUGAUAGUGAGAGUGGUAAAUUUGGCGGUGCCCCGUCAGAAGCACAGGAGAGCCAGCCUCAGGGUAUCCAGUAUGCUGAAGAUGUGGCUGAACAUGAGAACAUGAAGGCCGUAUUAAAGAGUAGCCUGCAGGGUGGAGAGAGUGGGACGUCCACAGUGCCCGGCCUCCGUACACGCACCAGAGCCAGCAGCACCAGAGGGCGUGUUCCCCCAUGGUGCUCUGCCAAUGAUGACCCAGUGAACUGCACAGAUGACACAGCUGAUGAGAUCAUGGAGAGGAUUGUUAGGUCAGCCACUCAGGGGCCCAGCCAGCGGACGCAACCUCGGGAGAGGAGACGGUCCCGAGCCAACCGGAAAUCAUUGAGGAGGACACUGAAGAAUGGUUUGACGACAGAGGAGGCAAACGCUCUUGGCUUGUCCAGCGGUUCAGAGAUGCAGGUCUGAGCUGGACAUAAAGACGUCUGGAAGCCCUUUCACUGCCCCUCCAACGCCCACACCCAGC